GAAAGCCUUGUGCGUCUUCUAAUAAAAAUUUUUCAGUUGGAAUGUCUACUGGAUGUUAAAAUCAUAUGUUGUCCAAAUUUUGUAAAUUUUGUAGAGGAGGUGGGGCAUAAUCGACAAUUCACGCCAUAUGCACAGGAAAAUGUAAUUUCAUCAAGUAUGGAAUUGCUCCCAUUGCAACCUCCAGAAUCAAAUAAUUUAUCUCGGACAUAUAAUUUCUCAUCUAGGUUGAGGACUUUAAAUCUAUCUAGUAGUGGUAUUGUUAGCCUUCCUCCAUGCAUCGAAGGAUUUGUUGAAUUGUUAGAACUUGAUUUGAGAGACUGCCAGCAACUUGAAGAAAUUCUAUGCCUUCCACCAAAUAUAGAAGAGGUAGAUAUCAGAGGAUGUUCCAGCCUAAAGAAUUUUUUACCAGAAUCAAAUAAUUUAUCUCGGACAUAUAAUUUCUCAUCUAGGUUGAGGACUUUAAAUCUAUCUGGUAGUGGUAUUGUUAGCCUUCCUCCAUGCAUCGAAGGAUUUGUUGGAUUGUUAGAACUUGAUUUGAGAGACUGCAAGCAACUUGAAGAAAUUCUAUGCCUUUCACCAAAUAUAGAAGAGGUAGAUAUCAGAGGAUGUUCCAGCCUAAAGAAUUUUUUACCAGAAUCAAAUAAUUUAUCUCGGACAUAUAAUUUCUCAUCUAGGUUGAGGACUUUAAAUCUAUCUGGUAGUGGUUUUGUUAGCCUUCCUCCAUGCAUCGAAGGAUUUGUUGGAUUGUUAGAACUUGAUUUGAGAGAAUGCAAGCAACUUGAAGAAAUUCUAUGCCUUCCACCAAAUAUAGAAGAGGUAGAUAUCAGAGGAUGUUCCAACCUAAAGAAUUUUUUACCAGAAUCAAAUAAUUUAUCUCGGACAUAUAAUUUCUCAUCUAGGUUGAGGACUUUAAAUCUAUCUGGUAGUGGUAUUGUUAGCCUUCCUCCAUGCAUCGAAGGAUUUGUUGGAUUGUUAGAACUUGAUUUGAGAGACUGCAAGCAACUUGAAGAAAUUCUACGCCUUCCACCAAAUAUAAAAGAGAUAGAUGUGAGAGGAUGUUCCAGCCUAAAGAAUUUCUUACCAGAAUCAAAUAAUUUAUCUCGGACAUAUAAUUUCUCAUCCAAUUUGAGGAUUUUAAAUCUAUAUGGUAGUGGUAUUGUUAGCCUUCCUCCAUGCAUCGAAGGAUUUGUUGGAUUGUUUGAACUUAAUUUGGGAUUCUGCAAGCAACUUGAAGAAAUUCUACACCUUCCACCAAAUAUAAAAGAGGUAGAUGCUACAGGAUGUGUGUUAUUGGAACGCUUUCCUCAUGUAUCGACAGAAUCUUCAUUUGGUACCCCCGACUUAAAACGGCUUAGAAGGAUUAACUUAUCGAAAUGCAAUAAAGUGGAAGUGAAUGUAGGGAAUCAUGCGCCAGAUCGAUUAUUGGUACAGGAACGCUUUCAGGAGAAAGAUUCAAGUACGAUUAUAUAUUCGGGAAGUAGGAUUCCAGAGUGGUUCAAGUAUUGCAAGGAGACUACUUCAUAUAGUGAUUCUAUUGGAAUAGAAAUUGAUCAUAAUGCGUCCAUGUGUUGUGGGCGUCAGAUCAUGGCAUUAGUUUUGUGUCUUGUUUUGGGACCUCUUCUAGCACAGGAUUUUUAUAGUUUUACUGUCUCAAGAAAUGGCCGGCAGAUUGGAAAUGAAGUUAUUUGGUCUGGGGAUUCAAUGGACCCACAUGAUCGUGUAUGGCUACAAUACAUAGUUGUAAAUUCUAUUGAUCAUGAGAUUCUGCCAAGAAGUUAUACGGGGGGGAACAAUAACAUGAGGUUUGCAUUUGAAAGUGAUACAAGGAAAGCAAUCUUAAAAAGUGGCGGAGUCCAUCUAAUAUACGGUUUCAUUGAUAUUAUUCAAAUUUUAAAGAGAUACCGAGAGCAUGACUUGGAACCCGAUUGGAACCCACAACAGAAGCGGCAAUCUUCAACCACGAGAAUUAUGGAAUUCGAGGAUGCUAAUGAUGAUUGAAUUAUUGAAGAUUUGGAUUUAGAACUUCGACUUGGGAAUUGAAGUUCAGAAAGGAAUCGAAGUUGCGGAAGGAAUGAAAGUUUGGGGAAAGAACUGUAACGGUAACAGACUUGCAGCGCCAAUAUUUACAUUUUGAGAAAUUUUUAUUCUUCUUUAGUUUCGUUUUAAAUACUGCUUUGAUGUUUAUUUACAUUCAUAUUUUAGAAUUUAAUUUCAUGAACAUUUUUAUGGGAAAUUAGUACUCUUUCAAAUGUAUUUUUUAGUUUAAGUGAACAUAGAAGGAACCUAUCUCGAAUUGUUUUGCAAUAGCUCAAAACUUGCAUUCAUAGGAUGCUUGUGGAAUUUGCAGCAAUCUCAUCGGCCAAUUUACUGGAAUUUCAGUACAUAUAUAUACACCAGGAAUAUUGAAACAUGUUCAAAGGCCUCCAAGACUAUGUUUUUAGACCAAGACCAGAUAUUUAAAGGGAGAUUUAAGUGCCUUGAAAACUAUGUUUUACAGACCUAAUGACCAUAAGAAAGCUUUCUAUGAGACUAUCACGUCUUCCCAUAUUGGAAAGGAUGCUGGAUGAGUUGUUAUACUAGGUAGUAGAAGGUCACCAUUAAAAGGCUGAAGUUAAUGACCAAAUUUAUGUGUGGAGGGAA
Messenger RNA from Carya illinoinensis, 2640 nucleotides. Its product is annotated as protein SUPPRESSOR OF npr1-1, CONSTITUTIVE 1-like. The record is from RefSeq and is a predicted model, not a curated record. NCBI's taxonomy places the organism in Eukaryota, Viridiplantae, Streptophyta, Magnoliopsida, Fagales, Juglandaceae. The transcript has 4 exons. The coding region runs from base 157 to 1998 and encodes 613 amino acids.